Messenger RNA from Leptinotarsa decemlineata (Colorado potato beetle), 2117 nucleotides. RefSeq names its product pentraxin-related protein b6 (gene b6). NCBI's taxonomy places the organism in Eukaryota, Metazoa, Arthropoda, Insecta, Coleoptera, Chrysomelidae. The record is from RefSeq and is a predicted model, not a curated record.
CAGAUGACAUAUGCUCGACGCUUGUGACCCAUAUUCGAAGAAAACUGACAAAUUCACGACCUCGAUUUUGGAGCACUUGAUUCAAGAGAAAUGUACAAAUACCUUGCGCUGUGUCUAGCUCUUCUAGUUCUCACGUGUGCCGCCGGAGUCCAUGAACCUGACACUUGGAAUCCUUUCCAGCACGAGUUCUUUCAAGGCGUCAAACCUUUCCAACCUGCAGCGCCUUCUUUGGAUGGACUCUUGAGUCAAGGGUAUCAGCAAGGCGCCGUACAAGGAAGAGACCAGUGCGAGGUCUACAAAGUAGGUUUCACGCAAGAUCUGUACUUCCAGUAUAUUCAGUAUAAGACUGAAAUCCCAGACAUCAAGCAGUUCACGUUGUGUUACUGGAGCAAGUUUUAUAACCACAGCAAUGAUCACCCAAUCUUUUCAUAUGCGGUUGACGGCCAACCAAAAGCCAUCCAUUCCUGGAUAUCCAACACGGAGAGGUCAAGCUACUUCAGCAUGGCGGUGGAAGGUCACACUUUCUAUAGACUUAACUACCCAUUGCGACUGAACAGAUGGUAUCAUACGUGCCAGAGUUGGAAUGGCAAGACUGGAGAAUGGCAAAUCUGGGUCAACGCCGAAAGAGUGGGUAGAGGAUUCCACAACAGGUUGGUAGGUCACGUCAUACCUGGUGGAGGUAUCGCUAUCACAGGACAAUCGCAGAGUCAGCUUGGAGGAGGCUUCCAAGAAGGCGCUGAAGCUCCAAAAGGAUCUGGAGGCAUGCUAGGAGAAAUCACCAUGGUUCAAUUCUACAGCGUAGCUUUAACUGCUGGAAAAGCACACAAGGACCACAAACACCACCACGCUCACCAGUUCGACCACAACGGAAGGUCCAUCACCACUCAAGCCCCCACAACCCCCAGAAACCAUCCUACUUUACCGGCACAUCCCCUACUGACAGGUGGUCAGAUCAACCCCAACGUGAAAAUCAACCUAGCUGCGCAAAAUGUGCCCGGACAGCAGUACGACGUUCAAUUUCUAAACGGACAGUUUGUUUCGAAUUUGGUUACGCAGCAGCUGAGUCAGCAACAAGCUCAACAAGCUCAACAGGCUCAACAAGCUCAACUCUUCACUCCUCAGGCUCAGCUACCAGUACCUUCAGGCGAGGGAUCCUAUUCUAGCCAAUUUCUGAGCCUGGGAAAUAAUCCAAUUUUGAACAAUGGAUUCAGCCACUCUUUACUAGAGAACGGUCAAUCAGGUCUGGAUGCUCACACUCUGUUUAAACGUCAGAGUGAAGAGAGCUCUGAAGAAAAUACUGCUGAGAAACCUGAGUUCGGAGACAAAGUCGUUGAAAAGACUAACAAACACGAAAAGAGGCAGGUUAUUCUAGGAGGAUACCGAACACAAUUGAACGCUGAUGACCUGAGCUCCUAUGACCAGAGCCUGCUUUAUGGCUUAGCCGGUAUUGGAGAGAACGAGGGGAUUUCCCAGCAGCAGAAACAGGAAGAUGAGAGAGAACCCGCUGAAGCGGAGGUUAAAGCCGUGCUCAAUGUCUGCAAUGGGUGCGACGAAGAGCCUUUUGAUAAGGCUUUAAUAUUUGGGUGGAGGACUGUGCCGAAGAAGCUGUAUUCGGGUGCUUUUUACUCACCUGCUGUUCCGGAGUGCAAGGUUUUCUAGAUGUUAGUUGUGUGAAAAUAUUUUAGGGUCGAAUGAAAGAAACAAUUUGUGUGAAAGCAUUGAAGCGAUGAUUUCCGACAAGUACAACUAUCUGAGUGUUACUGGCACAAUUACUUACUUUGAAAAUGUAAGUCUACGAUCAUUCUAUAAUAAUAAUUUGAGUUCAUAAUGUAACAGAGUAAACAGUAAGUAAACCUCGAUGAAUAUCCAUGAGUUGUAAAUCGAUUGAGCAGUCUCAGCAAUGAAAUUUUUUCCACCCUGUUUCCAAUUAAAUGUACAAAAUGCUUAGUUCUAGAUGUACAAGUAUACGAUUCAAUGUAAGUACUAUUUCCAUUGUUCUCUAAACUCGAACAUAAUUUGUUUUGUAACAUGUAAUAUUUAUAACAAAAACUUCAGGUUGUUAUGUUUUUUAAAAAAAAUCCUUUGGGAUUCAAGCAUAAAUUAUAAUAUCAACAAAA